AUGGCCAACCCUCAGGGCCUGGAGGAUGCGCUGAGCACGCUAGAUUCGCGGGUGGCGGGCGUCAUCAGGGACGCGAACGCGGCCGACGGCGUGCCGUUCAGGGCGCGGGCAGGCCACCUGCACCACACGUGGGCCAAGACGUUCGCGUCGCUGCCGGAGCUGUAUAUCCAGCCCGAGUCGCAGGCCGAGAUCGAGAAGGUGGUGUCGCUGGCCCGGCGGCUGCGGCGGCGCGUCUCGCUCGUGGGGUGCGGCCACUCGCCCUCGGACCUGACGUGCACGUCCGGGUGGCUGGUCAACCUGGACCGGCACGCGCGGGUGCUGUCGCUGGACCGCGCCGCGGGCGUCGUCGUCAUGCAGAGCGGCAUCCGCCUCUUUGCCCUGGCCGAGGAGCUGGCCCGGGCCGGCCUGGCCAUGCCCAACCUGGGCAGCAUCAACGACCAGUCCGUCGCGGGCGUCAUCUCGACGGGCACGCACGGCAGCAGCCUGCGCCACGGCCUCAUCUCAGACGACGUCCUCGCGCUCAAGAUCACCCUGGCCGACGGCAAGACCCGCUCGUGCUCGCCCGUCGAGGACCCGGACCUGUUCCGCGCCGCCCUGCUCUCGCUCGGCGCCCUGGGCGUCAUCACCGAGGUCACCUUCCGCGCCGUGCCCGCCUUCAGCCUCGCCUGGACCCAGACCAUCGACUCGGACGCCGCCAUGCUGCGCGCCUGGGACACGACCCUCUGGACGCAGGCCCACUUUGUGCGCGUCUGGUGGUUCCCCCACACCCGCCGCGCCGUGGUCUGGAGCGCCUCGGAGCCCGAGGGCAAGGGCGAGGGCGAAGGGGCGGGCGGCCAGCAGGUCGUCCUGCCGGUGAGCUGGCUGAGCAGCCGCGUGGGCUACCACGUGUACCACAACCUGCUGUGGCUGGCGCAGUAUGUGCCGCGGGUGCUGCCGUGGGUCGAGCGCUUCGUCUUCGGAAUGCAGUUCGGCUUCCGCGACGGCACCACCACCAGGGGCCUGCAGCCCAGCCGCGAGGCGCUGCUCCUCGACUGCCUGUACUCGCAGUACGUCAACGAGUGGGCGCUGCCGCUCUCUCGCGGGCCCGAGGCCCUGGCGCGCCUGGGCGCCUGGCUCAACCGGCUGCGGCCCGGCGACCAAGGGUACGUGGAGCACAGGAUCCCCUUCCCCACCGACGGCCUGUACGUGCACGCCCCCGUCGAGGUUCGCGUGUCGGAUGCGAGGAACGAGUCCGUCCGGUCCGGGCGCGGCUGCCGCCCCUGGCUGGACCCCACCAUGCCCGACGGGCCGACGCUGUACCUCAACGCGACCCUCUACCGCCCGUACCUGCAGGAUCCCCCCUCGCUGGCGCGGUACUACGAGGCGUUCGAGUGGCUGAUGCGUGACCUGGGCGGGCGCCCGCACUGGGCCAAGAACUUCCGCUUCGCCGACAUGGAGAGCUUAUACGGUGACCAUCUGCGCCGGUGGCGGGAGGUGCGAGACCGUGCUGACCCUGACGGCAUGUUCGUCGGUGCCUGGCAUCGCCGCUUCGUUCUUGGCCAAGGGGAGCCGCUGGCGCUGGAGGAGGUUGAGGUAGAGAGGCGCGCUGUCGACAGCAAUGGUGUAAGAGUCUUAGGGACAGUCGGGGAGAAGAGGUGA
Messenger RNA from Gaeumannomyces tritici R3-111a-1, 1638 nucleotides. RefSeq names its product D-arabinono-1,4-lactone oxidase. The record is from RefSeq and is a predicted model, not a curated record. Lineage: Eukaryota; Fungi; Ascomycota; Sordariomycetes; Magnaporthales; Magnaporthaceae. Gene Ontology annotation, molecular function: FAD binding; D-arabinono-1,4-lactone oxidase activity. The transcript has a single exon. Gene Ontology annotation, cellular component: membrane; mitochondrion. Bases 1 to 1638 code for a protein of 545 amino acids.